AUGACCUCCUCAAAGCCACCGAAAGCCAUCCUGUUCGACAUCGGCGGAGUUGUUGUCAUCAGCCCUUUCCAAGCCAUUCUCGACUACGAAAUCGAGAACAAAAUCCCGAAUGGCUACAUAAACUUCGCGAUCCAGAAAGGCCCUCAUGACACCGGCGCAUGGCAGCUCAUCGAACGGGGCGAAGUCGAACUCAAUGACGAUUGGUUCGCGGCCUUCAAGAAGCAGCUUAUGCGACCGGAAGUAUGGUCACAAUAUCUCCAGAAGCUGGCGCAGCAAGAGAGUGUCGGUGGUGGACAAGCCAUUGAGGGCGGGAAGCCACAGGUGCCGGACAUCGACGCGAAGAAGCUGUUCUGGCGCAUGAUGAAGAUCAGCCGAGCUCCGGAUCCAUACAUGUACCCCGCGCUACGAAAGCUAGGCGAAAGCGGAAAGUUUGUCCUGGGCGCGUUCAGCAACAACGUUACCUUUCCCACGGGCAUUCUCGACGACGAAGGCAAGCUCUUCACCAAAGAGCUCAUCCACGAACCGGCGCCCAACCCUUACGCGAACGACUCCACAGAUAUCACGACGUGCUUUGACAUCUUCCUUGGCUCGGCGGCGGUUGGUGUCAGAAAACCGGAUCCGGAGGCAUACAAGCUGGCGGUACGGGAGAUGGACAAGAUCGCGAGGAAGAAGGGCAUGGGGAGUGUGACGGAAGGUGACACUCUCUUCUUGGACGACAUCGGCAUAAAUCUGAAGUUUGCGAAGAAGACGGGACUAAGGACAAUCAAGGUGAAUCUGGGCAAGACGAAGGAUGCUGUGAAAGAGCUCGAAGAGGCUGUCGGCAUACCAUUGUUGGACGAGAAAGCUAAGCUAUGA
This is a messenger RNA of Alternaria incomplexa, 855 nucleotides long. RefSeq lists its product as uncharacterized. The transcript has 2 exons. The record is from RefSeq and is a predicted model, not a curated record. The coding region runs from base 1 to 855 and encodes 284 amino acids. NCBI's taxonomy places the organism in Eukaryota, Fungi, Ascomycota, Dothideomycetes, Pleosporales, Pleosporaceae.